CAAAGUCAUCGGUAGGUGAUUGAAUAAGUAAUCAUUGAGGCGGUACCGCACCCCCACUGUGCGCGAGAUACAGCAGUGGGGUGGCGGCAGGCGUUAGGGCUCAGUCAGGUGUUUUUGCUGUUAUUCUGGUUAACUUCCUCCAGUCCCAGCUGCGAGCCUGAAGAAUGCAGUCCGUUUCAUCGAAGAACUCCUCCUUAGACCACCAGGCCGAAGCGCUGAGGUUCCUUAGGAAAGCCCAUCAAACUCGAAUUGAAUUUGGAGCAGGUCAUUACCAGGAUGAAUUCAGCAAAGACACACAGUCACCAGAAACUCGUCCGGUGAUAGUUGACAAUUCUGGGGCAGGAGUUUUGAAAGCUAACGGUUCGGGUUGGAAAGGGAAGCACAUCACAGAUCAUAGGCAGACGCCAGUGACAUCAGUCCGCACACUCGCACAGAAAGCUAGGCGAAGCAUUCUAACCAGAUUGAUGGAGAUCACUUCUCAGCUGAUCGCAGUUGAGCGCAGCAUUCAAUGCACACCCCUUCAGGCACAGGGAGUUUCUAUUCACUCAAAGGACAGCAUUGAACUUCGAAACAUCUGCAGCCGUAUAGCAUCACAGGCAGAGCGGUCCCGACCAGACAGAGAACUGAAGGAACUGCAUGGCUGCUUGAAAUCAAUCACAGAGAACCUGCUGUCAUUGCUGUCCACCUCCAGCUCUGAUUCCGCAUACCGCAUACCGCAUACCAGAAACCUCCGACACAUCCUCGGGGCUUUUCCAGAUAUUUGAAAAGGUCUGCUGUAUUUCAGUUGUAAUCAAUGGUCCACUGAAGGGGUUUUAUGUAGGCAUUUUAUUUUCUGCUAGGAAUUGGAUUUCGGAGAGAAGACAAGCCUUGAUGAAGCAGCAAGUGGUGUGACACUUUUCUUUUUAGUGGCUGUGUCAUGUGGUGUGUAAUCGUGCUGGCCCGACACUUUUAUUGCGUGAAAAAAAACAUGUUGGCAGCAUUUAACGAUGUGUUAGAAAUGAUUCUGUUACAAAAGUGUAGUUUUUAUGCAGGAUUCAUCUAUUUCAACAUAUGUUCGGUGCAGUGCUAACUUGGGUUGAAACACUAAUAAACUUGAUACAGAUUACCUGGGAACUGAUUAGAUAUUCACACAAUGUAAUCAACAUUUAAGCAUGUUUAAUUUAGGUUAAUUUUAGUGUAGUCUGGUAUAUGUAUGCUUAUAUAACAUUUUCACCAAGAUACUGUAUGUGGUCAGCGCUGGUCUUGAGGGAUUUGCAGAAGAGAUCCAGGGAAAAUAAAACAGAUCUUGAUAUUAAUAGUUUCUAAAAUCUAAACUGAAAUCACUGAAACGUUUACAAAGUAACUGAAAUGUGAGUGUUAUGAAUGCGUCUUUUCUUAUGCAGGGCAGUUAAUGUGACAUUUUCAAGUGGUUAAGUGAUUAGUUUUACCCAACAUUUCAAAAUCCAUUUUCUUUUCUAAUCACUCCCUCUUACUUCUAAAACCUAUUUUAGAUAUUUUCUUUUUUAUACUUUAACUAUAUACACUGUAGUUUUAAGAAAAGUGAAAACAAAUCUGCUUGGAGUGUGAUCACUUCUAAUGCAGCUGACCAUUUGAGUGAAACCGAGCUACAGCAAAGGAAGGGAUUACCUUUUAGUGCUUUUAUGGUUUUUAUUUAUUUAUUUUUCACUAUGCUUUAAUGGUACAACAAUUCAAGCUAUAUAGUAGUCUGCUGUUCAUCGAGAAAGCUUUAGUUUGGUGGUUCGCUACAGUUACUUGAAAACGUAUUAUAUAGGGAAUUCUGUAUCUCCACAGGCUCUCUCAAAAUGUUUACAUGCAAAAAUUCCAAUAAAUCUCCCCUUUUCAAAA
Acipenser ruthenus (sterlet) is the source of this 1845-nucleotide messenger RNA. Its product is annotated as leukemia-associated protein 7-like. The coding region runs from base 165 to 764 and encodes 199 amino acids. Lineage: Eukaryota; Metazoa; Chordata; Actinopteri; Acipenseriformes; Acipenseridae. The record is from RefSeq and is a predicted model, not a curated record. The transcript is spliced from 2 exons.